AUGGAGAAACACCCUCAUAACGAGGAUGACGACGGCAUUUUAUCGAGGGUUAGUGACGGCGUGGUCCCAUGCAGCGGGUACGAGAUCCUGGACGGGGAGAAAGGCCUAGGCAGUGGCGAUAUGCGAGACAGCAAGACCAAUAUCAGACGAGCCGCCACGGAUCUGCCACGUGCCAAGGCGCCGUACACCCGGCGAUCCGCAUACCUGACGGCCCGGCAACGUGAGGCAUUGGCAUCGAGAUUUUACAACGAGCUGAAGCAGAACACGGUCGUGGGCGAUGACUACAAGGUGCACAUUCAAUCGGACAAGUUCUCUCGGGAACUCCAGGAGGAUUUUCUGCACAUGUUCGCGCAGCCGCAGUACCAGGCGGGGCAUGAGGGCGAGGUGAUAGCGCCGCGUGCGGCGGAGAGCGUAGGGAAGCUGAACAUAUGCAUGCUGAUCGUGGGCACGCGCGGGGACGUACCGCCGUUCAUUGCCAUUGUGCCUUUCCCUCCCUGCCAUCCGCGCUCAGUCCCCCCAGUGCCUUCCCCCCCUGCCAUCCGCGCUCAGUCCCCCCAGUUCCUUCCCCCCGUGCCAUCCGCGCUCAGUCCCCCCAAUGCCUUCCCCCCAUGCCAUCCGCGCUCAGUCCCCCCAGUGCCUUCCCCCCAUGCCAUCCACGCUCAGUCCCCCCAGUGCCUUCCCCCCAUGCCAUCCACGCUCAGUCCCCCCAGUGCCUUCCCCCCGUGCCAUCAACGCUCAGUCCCCCCAGUGCCUGUUGGCUAG
This is a messenger RNA of Closterium sp. NIES-65, 762 nucleotides long. NCBI's taxonomy places the organism in Eukaryota, Viridiplantae, Streptophyta, Zygnematophyceae, Desmidiales, Closteriaceae. The record is from the annotation of a GenBank genome assembly.